Cylindrotheca closterium is the source of this 1416-nucleotide messenger RNA. The record is from the annotation of a GenBank genome assembly. NCBI's taxonomy places the organism in Eukaryota, Bacillariophyta, Bacillariophyceae, Bacillariales, Bacillariaceae.
AUGUCAGGCACCACUUCCACUACCUUCCAGCUCCAACCGCCCAUCAUGGGCUACACCAUGGAAAUCAACAGCUCUGGCGACAAGAUGGCAGUCGUUGGAACUGGCAAACCAUUUAGGACUGGAGCGCAUUGGAUUCCAGUGCACCACUGGCAUUUUCUCCAAACCAGCAACGUCCCAUCUAUGGAGAUGGGAAAUACCGUCAUCUACAUACCCAAGGUCUGCCUGUCAAGUUUGUCAGAAAAGGCAAUCUCAAAGAGUUCAAGCUCUGUUGCAAAGCAAGUUGAACAUCAGGAUAAGUGUUACGACAAGUACGACAAAGCAAACGACACUGAAGCCAAGAUCUUCCUAUGCAACAGCCUCGACCCAGAACUUGCUGCCAAACUCUACCUGAAGGUCAAGACUGUCAAUCCUUUUCCCGUCAUGUUUCAAAAGUUCAUUCAGAUGCUCCACAUCACGUCCAUCCACUACUUCAAAGGACUCAAGACGAACAUUUGCAAGCACAAGCCCUCCCAAUACUCUGGAGAGGACAUUGCACAGAUGGCAGAGGACAACAAGGAAGAUGCAAAUGAGUUGACAAUUGCAGGUCAAUAUAAAUUCAAUCUCAACAAUGUCAUGGUUGGCAACUUCCUUGAAGCCUCCAGAGCUGAGCACAAUUCUUACCGUCAUGAAAUGCUCAAUGUCAGCGCCAAGAUGGACAAAGUACUGAUUGAGAUUGGCUACAUGGACAAGGAAGCAGCAGCAAAACAUUUGGAAGCAGAGGAGCUCACCACGAGCACAUCUGUGACAAGGCCAAGAACGCUUACCGUAUACUCUUUGACAAGCAUCAAUGGCCCGCUGAAAGACCCACCAUCCAAGAUUCCAAGACUCCGUAUGCCAAGAUGGCCAAGACAUUCACCCCCGAUGACCCAUACCAAUGAUGCCACCAAGCGCGACUUGAAAGGCUCUGGACCCCAAGCAAAUCAACUACGCUUCACUAGGGCCUGGUACACUCCCUUCCGCAAUGAUCAGCCCUGUCUUCUGUCCCUACGUGUUGUCUGGACCAUCAUCCAACACUUCUUGAGUUACCUUCCCCAGUUGGUUGUUGCCUUCUUCUUGGCCCGUUCCAUUGGGGUCACUACACCAAAUGUUUCAACUUUCAUGGCCGAUCACGUCUCGACUGCAUCCUCUUUCUUCUUGACUGCAUCCUCUUUCUUGACCGGUCAAGUUUCUUGCAUGAUGAGCCAAGCUUCCAUUGCCUCCGCCUACCUAUUCACUGCCGCUUCCACUGUCAUUGCUGCCUUUGAGGGAUCCCCGACCAACCGCCUUGCUCCACUCCUGUGGUUCACUCUUCUGAUCCUUGUGUCCCUUCCUACCAUGUCUCAUUGGGUCCCCGCCUCAAGAGUUUUGCCCGUUCCGGAUGACCAAAGCAAAGUAUAA